CGUUCGCGCGCGCCUGCGCAUUGCCCCGGAAGCAAGAUGGCGGCCCCCAGCGGAGGCUUCUGGGCUGCUGUGGUCCUGGCGGCCGCGGCGCUCAAGUUGGCGGCCGCUGUGUCCGAGCCCACCACCGUGCCAUUUGACGUGAGGCCCGGAGGUGUGGUGCACUCCUUCUCCCAGGACGUAGGACCCGGGGGCAAGUUUACAUGCACGUUCACCUACGCUUCCCAAGGAGGGACCAACGAGCAAUGGCAGAUGAGCCUGGGGACAAGUGAAGACAGCCAGCACUUUACCUGUACCAUCUGGAGGCCCCAGGGGAAAUCCUACCUCUACUUCACACAGUUCAAGGCUGAGUUGCGAGGUGCUGAGAUCGAGUAUGCCAUGGCCUACUCUAAAGCCGCAUUUGAGAGAGAAAGUGAUGUCCCCCUGAAAAGUGAGGAGUUUGAAGUGACCAAGACAGCAGUCUCUCACAGGCCUGGGGCCUUCAAAGCUGAGCUCUCCAAGCUGGUGAUCGUAGCCAAGGCGGCACACUCGGAGCUGUGACCUUCGCCUGUCAGGGGCCGCCAUGUCCUCUUUCCUCAGGCACACUGGCCGGACUACUUGUCUAGGGCACUGGUUCCUGUAGGAGCUGGUGUUGCCCUGCGCAGGUCACACUGUCAUUCCAUACAGUUCUCUGAACCAGGGAAGGUGCAGGACAUGUGUGGGGUGGGAUGGAAGGACUUUCUGGUGUUCCUAAAGUUGAGAUGUGGUGUGGUUUCCCCUCUGCGCCACAGACGAGUGUCCCCAUCCCCGGACCACUUUCUAACUCCAUCCAGGGCGUCUCACUCAGAGGAUGGGAAAGGGCAGAACAAAUAAAUAAAUAAGUAACCGCCUUA
Apodemus sylvaticus (European woodmouse) is the source of this 869-nucleotide messenger RNA. RefSeq names its product myeloid derived growth factor (gene Mydgf). Lineage: Eukaryota; Metazoa; Chordata; Mammalia; Rodentia; Muridae. The record is from RefSeq and is a predicted model, not a curated record. Bases 37 to 537 code for a protein of 166 amino acids. Gene Ontology annotation, biological process: positive regulation of angiogenesis; positive regulation of endothelial cell proliferation. The transcript has 6 exons.